GGCCGGGCCUGGCGGACGCUUGUUGUUGUCCGGCCCGGGGAGGUAGAGGUCGUUUGCUCGCUUGCUCGGGCCUUCUGUGGCGGUCGGCGGGCAGGUCGGUCGCGAUAGUCGGGCGCCGUGCACGGGCGAGGCUAUGUCGCGGUGGCAGCCCGGAUGGGCCGGCGGGGCCGGGAGUAACGGGACGUCGCUGCGGAGCUUCUUUCCCCGGAUACAGUGCGGCCCGAGCGGAGGCCGCGGCGCCGCACUCCGGUCCUGAGGCGUCCGCGCUGCCCGGGGCCUGCACUGCCUUCUCACCCGCACCGACGCCAAUCGACCUGCCCCUGCCUGGUCCGGCCCGGCCCGAUUGAGCGCAGAGUAAGCAGGUAGGCAGCACUAGCCCUUCGGAGCACAGGACCUCCUCCCCGAGGACAUGAAGCUGUUGGAGAACUCCAGCUUCGAGGCCAUCAACUCGCAGCUGACCGUGGAGACAGGAGAUGCCCACAUCAUUGGCAGGAUUGAGAGCUACUCGUGUAAGAUGGCGGGCGACGACAAGCACAUGUUCAAGCAGUUCUGCCAGGAGGGCCAGCCACAUGUCCUGGAGGCACUGUCCCCACCCCAGACCUCGGGCCUCAGCCCCAGCAGACUGAGUAAGAGCCAAGGCGGCGAGGAUGAGGGCCCUCUCAGCGACAAGUGCAGCCGCAAGACCCUCUUCUACCUGAUUGCCACGCUCAACGAGUCCUUCCGGCCGGACUAUGACUUCAGCACAGCCCGGAGCCACGAGUUCAGCCGGGAGCCCAGCCUCAGCUGGGUGGUGAACGCAGUCAACUGCAGUCUGUUCUCGGCUGUCCGCGAGGACUUCAAGGCCCUGAAGCCGCAGCUGUGGAACGCGGUGGAUGAGGAGAUCUGCUUGGCUGAGUGCGACAUCUACAGCUAUAACCCAGACUUGGACUCAGACCCCUUUGGGGAAGAUGGCAGCCUCUGGUCCUUCAACUACUUCUUCUACAACAAGCGGCUGAAACGGAUUGUGUUUUUCAGCUGCCGCUCUAUCAGUGGAUCCACCUACACUCCCUCGGAGGCAGGCAAUGAGCUGGACAUGGAGCUCGGGGAAGAGGAGGAGGAGGAGGAGGAAGAGAGUGGAGGUGGAGGCCGCGAGGGCGGCCCCGAGGAGACCAGCACCAUGGAAGAGGACAGGGUCCCGGUGAUCUGUAUGUGAAGAGGCGGAACAGAGGCCCUAGCUUCACCCAGCUUCAAACAGUGCCUGGACCUGCCCACCUGAGGGGCCCCAGGGCCUCCACAGCUGCUGGCCAGAUCCUGGCGCUGCCACAGCACCAGCGCCACUCCAGGCCACACCUGCCUAGCCCUUUGGCUGUAGCCUGUGGAUGUCCCCUCAGCCCCACAGACUCCCGCUGCCCACGCUGUGGCUGGACUGGACAGCAACGGCACAGGGCCUGGUGGGAAGAGCCACUGCCCCGCCCAAACGAACUGACACGGGCAGGAACAGCUGGACCACAGAGUUUAUUUUUGUAUUUUGUGCAGGGUCAGGCCUGGACCUGCACACUCCAGCCCAAAGGGCCGGAGACCCAGCAGGCGGUCCCCAGGGGUCAUCCGCCCACCUGUACUCCCCACCUUGCCCAUCGGGCAGCGUGCACUGAGUGUCACUUUGCUGCAGCUGGUUUGCUUCCAAUAAAAGUUUCUGUGACUCAG
Molecule: messenger RNA, 1683 nt
Organism: Balaenoptera musculus (blue whale)
Lineage: Eukaryota; Metazoa; Chordata; Mammalia; Artiodactyla; Balaenopteridae
Gene: MAF1
Product: MAF1 homolog, negative regulator of RNA polymerase III
Exons: 8
Coding region: 410-1192 (260 amino acids)
Biological process (GO): negative regulation of transcription by RNA polymerase III
Cellular component (GO): nucleus
Molecular function (GO): RNA polymerase III core binding
Source: RefSeq, a predicted model, not a curated record